Messenger RNA from Drosophila santomea, 2233 nucleotides. RefSeq names its product peroxisomal multifunctional enzyme type 2 (gene Mfe2). Gene Ontology annotation, molecular function: oxidoreductase activity. The record is from RefSeq and is a predicted model, not a curated record. NCBI's taxonomy places the organism in Eukaryota, Metazoa, Arthropoda, Insecta, Diptera, Drosophilidae. Bases 243 to 2039 code for a protein of 598 amino acids. The transcript has 3 exons.
AAAUAUCAAUAAUGUGCAUUCGAUCAAGUUAAAGUGCCUGAGAGAGCUAUUUUCGAGUAGCUUCAACCAGCUGUGAGCUCUGACGUGGAAAGAGAAAAGGAGCUGGGCAAAAGGAGAGAGACGCUUAACUUUUGGCGGGAGGAAGAAUCCAACGUAACCCAAGCGUUUCAUUGAGAGCGGAGUUCACCGGAGUUGUGAAACGAAACCAGAAAUUGCGACUGCGAUUGCCCAACAGAAAGACCAUGUCCUCAUCCGAUGGAAAACUUCGAUACGACGGCCGUGUGGCGGUGGUGACGGGAGCUGGCGCCGGUUUGGGCCGGGAGUACGCCCUGCUCUUCGCGGAGCGUGGCGCCAAGGUGGUGGUCAACGAUCUGGGUGGCACCCACUCGGGCGAGGGUGCCUCGCAGCGGGCCGCCGACAUUGUGGUGGAGGAGAUUCGUAAGGCCGGCGGCGAAGCGGUGGCCGACUACAAUUCGGUCAUCGAUGGGGCAAAGGUCAUUGAGACGGCCAUCAAUGCAUUCGGACGCGUCGAUAUCCUGGUCAACAAUGCCGGCAUUCUGCGCGACAGGAGUCUGGCGAAGACCAGCGAACAGGACUGGAAUCUGGUCAACGAUGUGCAUCUGAAGGGCAGCUUUAAGUGCACCCAGGCAGCAUUCCCGUACAUGAAGAAGCAAAACUAUGGCCGCAUCAUCAUGACCUCGUCCAACUCGGGCAUCUAUGGUAAUUUCGGACAGGCCAACUACUCCGCCGCCAAGAUGGGUCUCGUCGGAUUGGCCAACACGGUGGCCAUUGAGGGAGCCCGCAACAACGUUCUUUGCAACGUCAUCGUGCCCACAGCAGCCAGUCGUAUGACCGAGGGCAUCCUGCCCGACAUCCUCUUCAACGAGCUGAAGCCCAAGCUGAUUGCUCCCGUGGUGGCCUAUUUGUGCCACGAGUCUUGCGAGGAUAAUGGCAGCUAUAUCGAGAGUGCCGCCGGCUGGGCCACCAAGGUGCACACCGUUCGCGGACAGGGCUCAGUGCUGCGUCCCUCGCUGGAUGAUCCCGUGACCAUUGAGUACGUCAAGGAUGUGUGGUCCAAGGUGACCGAUAUGUCCAAGGCCAAGCACUUGGGCGCCAUCGCAGAGGCCUCCGGCACCCUGCUUGAAGUGCUUGAGAAGCUCAAGGAAGGCGGCGGCGACGCCGUGGAGGAUACAUUCGAGUUCAAUAGCAAGGAGCUUAUCACCUACGCCCUGGGCAUUGGGGCAUCCAUCAAGAACGACAAGGACAUGCGCUUCCUGUACGAAAACGAUGCCGAUUUCGCCGCCAUUCCGUCUUUCUUCGUUCUGCCCGGUCUUCUGCUGCAAAUGUCCACCGACAAGCUGGUCAGCAAGGCUUUGCCCAGCAGCCAGGUGGACUUUACCAACAUUCUGCACGGUGAACAGUACCUCGAGAUCGUCGACGAUCUGCCCACCAGUGGCACAUUGUUGACCAGCGGCAAGGUAUUCGAUGUUAUGGAUAAGGGAUCUGGCGCCGUGGUCGUCACCAACUGCGAGUCUUUCGACGAAAAUGGUCGCCUGUUGGUGCGCAACCAGACCAGCACUUUCGUUGUCGGCGCUGGCAAAUUCGGCGGCAAAAAGGAGCCCAUCGCCGGAGUCGUUCCACUGCAGCCGACUCCCAACCGCCAGCCGGACGCAUCCGUUCAGUACGCGACGAGCGAGGACCAGGCAGCGCUGUACCGCCUAUCCGGCGACAAGAACCCCCUGCAUAUCGAUCCCCAGAUGGCCCUGCUGGCCGGCUUCAAGACACCCAUUCUCCAUGGACUCUGCACACUGGGCUUCUCGGUGCGCGCCGUGCUCGCUCAGUUUGCGGACAAUAACCCUGCUUUGUUCAAGGCUGUGAAAGUUCGUUUCUCCGGACCCGUGAUUCCGGGCCAGAGCUUGCGCGUGGACAUGUGGAAGCAGGGCGCACGCAUCAACUUCCGCACCGUGGUGGUGGAGACAGGCAAGGAGGUCAUUUCCGGCGCCUACGUCGACCUAAAGAGCUCACAGGCCAAGCUGUAAACUGAUCACAAAGAGACAUAGUCUGCCUUAAAUGCGAUGCAUCAUCAUUGAUUCGGUUUGCGUCCGUUUACUUUGUACAUACAAACAACCAAUAUGCCUAGACAUAUGCAAUUAUUAAACACCCGUGGUGGUAGAAGUAUUGUUUUUCUUACACUUUUAUAAAACUCCCAAUAAAACAUAAAAUAACUGACAAA